Molecule: messenger RNA, 2161 nt
Organism: Cornus florida
Lineage: Eukaryota; Viridiplantae; Streptophyta; Magnoliopsida; Cornales; Cornaceae
Product: serine/threonine protein phosphatase 2A 57 kDa regulatory subunit B' kappa isoform-like
Exons: 3
Coding region: 493-2019 (508 amino acids)
Biological process (GO): signal transduction
Cellular component (GO): protein phosphatase type 2A complex
Molecular function (GO): protein phosphatase regulator activity
Source: RefSeq, a predicted model, not a curated record
UAUACUCCAAAAUAGAGCAGGUUGUUGCCUAAUCUUUUUAUACCCAUUAUUGUAUGUGUGACCAUUGGAUGCCUGCAUUUUCUCAGAAAAUGCCACCCGUAACUGCGCUUCAAUCGAGGACUCACUCAUUCAUCUGCAGCACAGCAGCAACCAUGGACAUGGUGGUGUGGUGAGAUUGUAUUUGCGUGUUUUUCAAAUAGUUGAUCCUCAAAAAAAAAAAAAACACAGUAAUAUAUAAUAAACAAACCCAACUUCAAAUCAAAACAAAAAGCAAAACCCCAAAAAAGGACCUUCGAAAAUGGGCUCCUCCAAUUUCAUCAUCAUCAUCACGCCUUCCAUCUGAAGCAAAUAUCAUUCCAUCCAUUGCUCCUCUUUCACUCAAUACAUUCAUCUCUGCCUGCAAUUUUGCUAAGCAAUCAAAGCCCUACUUCGACAACGCACACACUGCGAGACUCAGGUUCUCUCUUUGUUGCACAGUGGAGCAGUAUCACCAUGCUAAAGCAAAUUCUGGCCAAGCUUCCUCGGAAGUCAUCAAAAUCUGAUUCAUUAGAUUCUGCUGGGAACAAUUCUGCCAAUAAUACUCCCAACUUGGGCACUGGAAUCCAAUUUACUAAUGGUUGUACUAUCGUUUCAAGCCGAUUGAAUGUUGUUAAACGGAUGUCUUCGGCAAUUUUCCCAGCGAGCAUCACAACUGGAGUGGAGGCGGUGGAGCCCCAUGUACCCUUCAAAGAUGUUUCAAAUUCGGAGAAACAAAGCCUUCUUGUCAGUAAGUUGAACCUAUGCUGUAUGGUGUAUGAUUUCAGCGAUCCAGAUAAUAACUCUGUAGAGAAAGAUCUUAAACGUCAGACUCUACUUGAACUCGUUGAUUUUGUUGCUUCUGGGUCUGCAAAAUUUAAUGAAUCAGCAAUUGCUGCAAUGUGUAAAAUGUGUGCAGUUAACCUGUUUAGAGGUUUUCCAUCCAAGUCUCGCUCUCAUGGUACUCAUGGUGAAACAGAGAUUGAAGAACCAAUGUUUGAUCCAGCUUGGUCACAUUUACAAGUAGUUUAUGACCUACUCCUACGGUUUGUUAGUUAUAGUUCUCUUGAUGCAAAGUUAGCAAAAAAAUAUGUAGAUCAUUUGUUUAUAUUAAGAUUACUUGAUCUAUUUGAUUCGGAGGACCCAAGGGAAAGAGACUGUUUGAAAACCAUUCUGCAUCGGGUUUAUGGGAAGUUCAUGGUGCACAGGCCUUUUAUAAGAAAGGCUGUGAGCAAUAUUAUCUAUCAUUUUGUUUUUGAAACUGAACGGCAUAAUGGAAUUGCCGAGUUGUUAGAGGUUUUUGGUAGUGUAAUUAGUGGGUUUGCUUUACCAUUGAAAGAGGAGCACAAGAUGUUUUUGUCAACAGCUCUGAUUCCUCUACACAAACCCAAAUCAGUGGGUAUUUAUCAUCAACCAUUAACAUAUUGCAUUGUACAGUACAUAGAGAAGGAGCCAAAGUUGGCCAGUACUGUGAUAAAGGGACUGUUGAAAUACUGGCCAGUAACAAAUAGCCAAAAGGAGUUGAUGUUCUUAAGUGAGUUGGAAGAGCUCUUGGAAAUGAUUAACAUGGCUGAGUUCGAAAAGGUCAUGGUUCCAUUGUUUCGGCGUGUAGCAUGCUGCCUUAAUAGCUCCCAUUUCCAGGUGGCUGAACGGGCACACUUCUUAUGGAACAACGAGCACAUCCUUAAUCUUAUCAUGCAUAAUCGGCAGGUGAUUGUGCCUCUCGUCUUGUCAGCUCUAGAGCGGAACACCCAAAACCACUGGAACCAAGCGGUUCUGAACCUGACACAAAACGUGAGGAAGAUGUUCUGUGAGAUGGACGAGGACCUGGUAAUUACUUGCCAAGGCAGAUUUGAGGAGGAUAAUUCAAAGUUGAGUGUGGCAGCCGAGAGGCGGAGGUUGAUAUGGGAGCGCCUGGAAGCAGCUGCUGGUUUUCAACCUGUAGUUAAUACUAAUAAUAUAUCAGGUCUGGUAAAAUCUGCCACGUGUGCUGUUAGUUGCUAAUUGUUUGAGCAGUAGCUUCAUGUGGUGGGGCUAUGAUUGCUAUAUAUGAAGUUGAUUCUUCAAUAUGGAUGUAUUUGUAUGCUUGUAGGAUUGUUUUUGCUCUGUGAUUAAAUGAAGCUAUCUUUGAGUGUUGUGGUGCUGC